AUGAGAGACGCUUUGCCUGUCGAGACGAAAGUAGCAGCUAGUCCCUAUUAUUUAGCAGAUGAAUCUAAAUAUAGAAAGGUAAGUUAAUUAAUUAACACAACAGCACUUAUUUUUAUUAAUAAUAUCUGUAUUCUUUUGAAGGACAUGUGGACAAUGUGUUUUUGGGACUUUGUCCUGAAUUAAAAAAUUGCUACUAGUGUUGUAAAAUCGGCCACACAAUUUGUUUGGCACAGACAGUUUCUUCUAUUAAUUUGAACUUGUAAUUUACAAAAUAUUGAAUUUGUUUCUCUAUAGAAAUCCCUUAAUUUAAAAAGUAUAGACUCUCGCAGUACCAAUUAAUACAUGUGUAUCAUAUGUCAAUUUCUGUACAAUAUACAUAUAGUACUAAUUAACCUACUAUGCCUGCAUGUGCCUAUUUUUAACUCUACAAACAUCUGAACCAUAGAAAUAUUAUGUCUAUUAUUUCUAUGAUCUGAAGAUUGGCAAUGACAUGUCCCAAUUAGUUGUUAUGGUUCUUUAUGGUUGUUUAAUACAGGUUACUUGCACUAUGUUUAAAUUUCACACUAGCUCCAAAAUAUGGGCCCCCCUUGGACCCAUGACAAUAUAUUUGUAGUAAACAGUCUUCAAAUAUCUUUUUUUAUCUUUUCAGGUUGCAAAUGCAUUUGGGAUUGGCAAAACAACUUUGUCAAAAAUCCUACGGUCUGUUUGUUUGGCUAUAGUAGAGCUACUUGGGAAAGAAUUCAUUAAAAUCCCUACUGAUGAGAAUGACAUAACCAGCCUAGCCAGUCAGUUUUAUACACGACAUGGAUUCCCUCAAUGUAUUGGGGCUAUAUCAAACAACCGAAAGGAAAAUCGUCCUAGUACAUUAAUCGAAAGGGCUGUUACAGUUUAA
Paramuricea clavata is the source of this 892-nucleotide messenger RNA. NCBI's taxonomy places the organism in Eukaryota, Metazoa, Cnidaria, Anthozoa, Malacalcyonacea, Plexauridae. The record is from the annotation of a GenBank genome assembly.